AUGGGAGCCCCAGCAGGUGAUGGUACCAUGGAAGCCCAGGCAGGUGAUGGUACCAUGGGAGCCCCAGCAGGUGAUGGUACCAUGGGAGCCCCAGCAGCUGAUGGCACCAUGGGAGCCCCAGCAGCUGAUGGUACCAUGGGAGCCCCAGCAGCUGAUGGCACCAUGGGAGCCCCAGCAGGUGAUGGUACCAUGGGAGCCCCAGCAGCUGAUGGUACCAUGGGAGCCCCAGCAGCUGAUGGUACCAUGGGAGCCCCAGCAGCUGAUGGUACCAUGGGAGCCCCAGCAGCUGAUGGUACCAUGGGAGCCCCAGCAGGUGAUGGUACCAUGGGAGCCCCAGCAGCUGAUGGUACCAUGGGAGCCCCAGCAGCUGAUGGUACCAUGGGAGCCCCAGCAGCUGAUGGUACCAUGGGAGCCAGCAGCUGA
Molecule: messenger RNA, 423 nt
Organism: Procambarus clarkii (red swamp crayfish)
Lineage: Eukaryota; Metazoa; Arthropoda; Malacostraca; Decapoda; Cambaridae
Product: circumsporozoite protein-like
Source: RefSeq, a predicted model, not a curated record